AUGCUGAAAAGAAUCAAAGCACAAGUCUCCCAGGUAGCUAAUGAGUUGCCUGGUGUUCUCUCUCCAGGAAAUGAUCGCAAUAGUUCCAGAGAUGAGUCUUUCCUUCCGGAGCCGAAUGAGGAAGGCGAAAUCGAGGGGUUCUUAUGUCCUGUUUGCAUGACUCACUUUGACUCACCUGAUCAACUUUCUCAACAUUUCGAGCGCCAACACAGCUUAAAUUCACCUCCUUCAAUCGAUAACCCCAAUUUUGACAAAGCAAACAACGUCCCUACUUCGCCUGGUGUUUUCCAGUCCAAAGACCAUGAAAUUGAAGAGUUGAAAAUACAAUUAAAGGAAGAGAAAACAUUCUCUAAAAGAUUGAAAGAAGAGCUAGACCGAAUUCAAGGGGUUGUUGCUCAAGCCACAGAUGUCCCGACAGAGGAAGUGCCUUACCUUCUUCAGCAAAUUCAAGUUCUAGAGGCAGGCAAAAGCAUGGUUACUCAACAAAUGCUGGAGUUUGAGAAGGAUGCUUCUCAGUCGAAGCGUACGUUUGAAAACAUGAGCAGAGAGCGCAAUGACAUAAUGACCAAGCUAAAGCAACAAAGUCAACAAAUACGAGAAUUAAUGGAUCAGAAUGAAUCGUUCAAGAAUGAGAGAGAUGUUCUAAGUGAACAGUCCAAACGGGAUACGCUCUCGAUCAACAACUUGCACUCGGAGAUUGAUAAGUUGAUCAAAACUUUGGAUCAAAGACCAAGUGAAGAUGAUGUUGCUGUUCUUAGAACAGAACUUGUUAAUGCCCAGAAGUUAAUGGAUGAAAUCGCUCAACAGAAAGAUGUUGAAAUCGAGGAACAUCGAAACUCAAUCAGACAUCUGAACAUGGAACGAGAAAGAGAUAACUGUUUGUUAGUGAACAUUCAGAAUGAGUUGUCUGAAAAAGCGCAGAAUUCGACUGAGAGUAACUCGAUUAUAGAAGGUCUCAACAAUCAGUUAGAUGAUAAUAGAAAACUUUACGAGAAGACUAAGAAAGAACUGACAUCUGCUCAACAGUCAGUAGAUGAAAGAGAAAACAGAAUAUCUGAACUUCAAUCAAGAUAUGACACAAACGUUGUAGAGCUGACUCGUUGUCAAGAAAAGAUCAAACAACUUGAAGAUGUGGUCAAUAAAGGCACUAAGGAAAUUGACGACUCACAUGGUUUAAAUGAGAAAAACAAGUUGAAACUGUUGAAGCUCGAAGAGUCAUUACAACAGAUGAUCGAAGACAAGAAGAAGUAUGAAGCUGAUGUAAAUGGGUUCGAAGAGAAGCAGCAGAAGCAAAUGGAUGUCAUUAAGAGUCUGGAACUGUCUAAUAUGGAUCUAACAAACGAAGUGGCAUCUUUAGGUUCAAUGUUAGAACAAGAAAGAUCUCUCAUUGAAGAAAAGAACUCAUUGAUACAGACGAAGGACAAAGCAUUACAUACCGUGGAAGGUGAAGUAGAAGAGUUCAAACGAAAAGUUGAGAAACUAGAAGUUGAAAAAACUGAGUUAACAACUCAAACUGAAGGGCUAACUAAACAAAUUAAUUCAUUGGAAUCUAAUUCAAAGGAGUUGGCUGCGAAGAUAACCGAAGGAGAAGGAGGCAGUAAGAUGAUAAUCGAUCAGCUGAACGCUGAGAAGCAAUCCCUUUCGGAAGAAAUUUCUUUCUUAGCAUCUUCUAUCAAAGAAAUUAAAGAGGAACAUUCAAAGAAGGUUGAAGAUACCGAAAAGAAGUAUAGAGAGAAAGAACGUUCCUUGAAUGAAAAAAUCCAAAAAAUAGAAUCAGAAGCUGAAGGACUGAGACGAAACUUGAAGGAAUCAGAGAACGAUCUAAGUCGCAAGUCUGAGAGAUUUAUUGAAAUGGAGAAGGAAUUAGAUGAAGAGCGGCAAAAAACAGCCGAACGGGUUAACAAGUUGAAAGAACUUGUACUGCAGAAGGAUGCAGGUGCUCAACAGUUGAAAGCUCAGCUUGAGGAAAUGCAAAACUCUGUGGAGGAUAAGAAUAGAAUGAUCAGAGAGAAAGAAAGCCAAUUGGACGAGAGUAAGAAGAGGAUCGAGGAGUCCGUAAAGCAUUUAGAGGAGGCUGAAGCUAAAGCAAGAGCACUGGAGAAUGAGCUGAAGAACACAGAACUUUUCCGAGAAACUGCGACGAGGUCAGAAUCAGAAUUGAAACAGCGACUUGACGAGGCUAAUAACAUCAUCGACAAGUUGAAAACCGAAGCGAGUCAGUUACUUUUUCAGUUGGCGGACGACAUAAAAUCAAAAGAAGAUGAACUUGCUCUGAUUGCUAAAGAAAUGAAUGACAAGGAAGAUCAUUGGAAUGUAAAGAAGGAGGAAUUCUUGAAACAAAUGGACAAGAACCAAGAAGCAAAUGACGAUUUACUGGGUACUAUCACUGAGCUUAAGAAGACGAUUGAGGAGAAUGAGAAUGAGAAAAAGAUCAAAGAGAGUCGAAUUUCUAACUUGGAAUCUACUGUCAGUGAUUACACUAAUAGAGUAGCAGAACUGGAAACUAUGGUUGAAGAAAAGACUUCGAAAAUAGAAGAAUACAAGAAGAGUGUUACGGCUAUGGAAGAAGAGAAGUCUGAGCUACAACUCUCAAACACCAGUUCAGCUGACAGCUAUGAACGGUUGCAUUCCGAUUAUGAAGCUUUGCAGACAGCUAAUAUAGCUCAUCAAGAAGAAAUUGUUGAGACUAAAGAGAAACUCUCUCAACUUCAACAUGAGCUCGAGGUCAGAAUGGCUGAUAGCGAAGACGAGAAGAAAAAACUUUUGGAACAAGUAGAAGAGAAAGAUGAAGAUCUCUUCCGCAUAUCUCAAAAUAUGCAACGACUCGAACUUAAAUUAUCUGAGAAGGAGAAGGAGUCUACCAACUUUAAUGAGAGGAUUUCAUCAUUCGAAAGUGAGCUGGCAGGUCAAAAAGAUAUUCUGGACGAGAUGGAGCAUGUUAGAACCCAACUCUCUGAGAACGUCCAAUUGAAAGAAGAGGAACUCAACGCCAUUCUAUCAGAAAUGAAAGAAAAAGAAGAUCAAUUCAAAAUAAGAGAAGCUGACUUAAAUCAAAUCAUUAUUGUUCUUCAAGACGAAGGAAAUGGUCUCUCAACGAAAAUCGAGGAGUUGAACAAAGCGAUCUCGGAAAAGAAUCAAGAGAUCGACGGUUUCAAAUCUUCUAUUGCUUCUCAUAACGAGAUAACUGCUGCAAAAGACAAAGAACAUGAGUAUCUCAAGAAUAGUAACUUGAAGAUUCAAGCUGAAGCUGAUGAAAAAGCUGGUGUCGUUCGCAAAUUGGAGUCGAAAUGUGCUCAGAUUGAGAAGUUGGCCAAGGAAAUCCAGGUUUCGAAAGACAAGGAAAUUUCUGACAAAGCCACUCUCAUAAAUCGACUGGAAAACGAAUUGGAAGAGAAAACUAAAGUUAUGUAUGAUCGAGAGGAAUCAAUCAAGGGCUCUGAAGCUAAUCAUAAGAGAAGCGUUGAAGCAUUAGAAUCUGAGAUACGUUCGGCGCAGCAUGAUCUCUCACAAUGGCAAAAAACAGCAGAAGAGCUCACCAUGGCUAAUUCAGAGCUUCAAAAACAAAAUUCUAAUUGGGAAGAAGAGAAAAAUGCGUUGAUCGAAAGAUGUCUCAAAACUGAAAGCGAUCUUGAGUUUGAGAGGGAGCGAUCCAUAGAAAACAAACGACGAUUUGACGACUGUUUGGCAGCAAUGCAUGAGUUGGGAAGAGCAAACCAGUCGUUGCAGAUGGACAUUUCUAAGCAUACAACACGCAAAUGGUUGGAUGACUCAGCAGCAUUAAGCUGUACUGAUUGUGCUAAACAGUUCAGUUUAACAAUCAGAAAACACCAUUGUCGUAUCUGUGGUCUUAUAUUCUGUUCCCAAUGCAGUGACAAGACAGUCAGGACUGCCAGCAGUAAGAAUCCAGUGAGGUGCUGUAGCAACUGUCAUACAGAAGCGCUUAAUAGGUAG
Auanema sp. JU1783 is the source of this 3951-nucleotide messenger RNA. The record is from the annotation of a GenBank genome assembly. NCBI's taxonomy places the organism in Eukaryota, Metazoa, Nematoda, Chromadorea, Rhabditida, Rhabditidae.